This is a messenger RNA of Striga asiatica, 816 nucleotides long. The record is from the annotation of a GenBank genome assembly. NCBI's taxonomy places the organism in Eukaryota, Viridiplantae, Streptophyta, Magnoliopsida, Lamiales, Orobanchaceae.
AUGGGGGCGACUGCCACGACGGCAGUGACGGUGCAGCAACUGCUGCUGUUAUCAAAAAGUAGUCUUUUACCGAGAAGAGAGUUCCAGAGAGAUUUUCUCAAGAGUUUCGAAUACAGAGUCCUUAAUUACGUCUCCUAUCAUGAAAUGGCUCUUCGAUAUGAUGAUCUGUACGACCCAAUGUACGAUCUGGAUGUAAAGGCGGUGCUGAAUAGGCUACCUAGACAGAUCGUCGAUGCAAGGAAUCAGCGCCUCAAACACGCUCUGGACCUCGCCAUGAAGCACACCUACCUUACAGAAGAUCCCCAGAGCUCCAAAGAAAAGCUUUUCUUGUAUGACAUUGUUGCUAAUGAGCGCAAUGUAAUUGAUGUUUACAAAUUUGAUUACGAUGUUCGUGAUUCCAUGGCUUGUGGUCUCAGCUGCAAUUUUCAAUUUAAGAGAUCUCGCAUUGAUGUUGGAGUUAUUACUGGAGAAAGCGGAGAACCACACUAUUUUGUUGAUGUUGCUGAUAUUCAUUUGAGUGCAAAGGCUGGUUAUUGUGCAUCAAAAUAUAAGAAGUUUGGAAAUCUCUGCUACGUAAUUGGUGCUUUGCAGGCUUUUUUCAGUCACCAUAACCAGGACCUUAGAAUAAAGGUGAGUUCCCCACUCGAGGAGGAUGCGAACCCGACUGAGGAAGCCAACUCAGCCACCGGAUACGACACCUCAUCCAAUACUUUUGGAAGUUUCUAUGCAGAGAGGAAUGAGACUCCCAGCACACAUGAAAUUGACAGAGCCUCAAAAGCACAGAGAGAGUGGGUCCAGCCAAUGAUAUGGCCCUGA